UGUCGGCUCGGCCAUGUGAUCAGCUGUGUCCAAUCACAGCUGAUCACAUGGGACAUGUACACUGAUCAUCAGGGCACUGAUGAUCAGUGUGCCGUGAUGAUCAGUGUAGCCCCAGCAGUGCCACCUGUCAGUGUCCAUCAGUGCCUUGUGUCAGUGCUCAUCCGUGCCACCUGCCAGUGCCCAUCAGUGCCACAUCAAUGCCACAUAUCAGUGCCUACCAGUGCACAUCAAUGCCACAUAUCAGUGCCCAUCUGAGCUGCCUUUCAGUGUCACCCAUCAGUGCCAGUCAGUGUCACGUAUCAAUGCCAAUCAUUGCCACCUAUCAGUACUGCCAUUCAGUGCUACCUACCAGCACCAGUCAAUGCUGCCUAUCAGUGCCAGUCAGUGUCGCCUAACAGUGCCAGUCAGUGCUGCCUAUCAGUGCCAUAUAUCAGUG
This is a messenger RNA of Staurois parvus, 436 nucleotides long. Lineage: Eukaryota; Metazoa; Chordata; Amphibia; Anura; Ranidae. The record is from the annotation of a GenBank genome assembly.